AUGGCUGCUGCUUUUGCUCUUGCCCUACUUCUCUUCUCCUUCACCGCCAUUCCUUCAAGUGCUAAUUGCUACGCUGUGAACAGCUACUUCCAGAAGAAAGGUCAAGCACCAGGAACUUGUGACUUUGCAGGAACAGCCACUCCUGUUGCAUCUGACCCAAGUGUUAGUGGCUGUGUCUUCCCUUCAAGUUCCAGUGGUGCAGGCACUAGCACAACAACCUUCCAUCAUCAUCACCUUCACCCUCUGUCAAACAAAAAACGCACAGCAUACAACCCAUCAUUACCCGUACCACCAUUUUCGGACCACAACCUUCUCCAAUUCCACCAUUCCAUCUCCACUGUAAAUUCCCUCCGCCUCUGCUCAACCAUCAUCUCACCGUGA
Molecule: messenger RNA, 381 nt
Organism: Vicia faba (fava bean)
Lineage: Eukaryota; Viridiplantae; Streptophyta; Magnoliopsida; Fabales; Fabaceae
Source: the annotation of a GenBank genome assembly